AUGGAAUCAAGUUUUUUAUUGCCAAAGAUAAGGUAUCAUUUGGCUAAGUUCUACUCGAAAGCCAGUGCUUCGCACAUAAAAACACCAAUGCUGAUAUGGCCAAGGAAGGAGUAUGGUAUAUCAACAAAAUUGUUUGAUUUAGAGAAGUACUGGAAAGAAGUUGCACAAAUAGCACCAUCUGUUCAUUCUUCACGACCAAAGAAAUACAUUCUUUCGAUGUAUCCAUAUCCAUCAGGAAGACUGCAUAUGGGGCAUAUGCGAGUUUAUACGAUAUCAGACGUACUUGCUCGUUAUUACAGAUUAAACGGUUACAAUGUUAUUCACCCGAUUGGUUGGGAUGCGUUUGGUUUACCAGCAGAAAAUGCUGCUCGAGAAGUAGGUGUCGAUCCAGCACAAUGGACAGCAAAUAAUAUUGAUGUGAUGCGUCAACAGCUAUUGAGUACAGGCAUUAUAUUUGACUGGAAUAGAGAAAUUUCGACAUGUUCACCAGAUUACUAUCGUUGGACGCAAUGGAUUUUCUGUCGGCUUUUUGAACGUGGCUUAGUUCGACGAGCUUUGACCGAGGUACAUUGGGAUCCAAUCGAUUGCACUGUUCUUGCUGCAGAGCAAAUUGAUGCGGAAGGACGUUCGUGGCGUUCUGGGGCAGUUGCCGAAAAGCGUAAAAUAAAGCAUUGGAUGAUUGAAACGCCAAAAUAUGCGAAACGCAUGUAUGUUGGACUCGAGAAACUAGCUCACUGGAAGGAAGUAGCAGCCAUACAAGCUAACUGGAUUGGGAAAUGUGACGUUUGGCGAUUUUUACUCCCAUUAAAGGAAAGGAACGGCACAGUUCUGGAUGAGAAAUUUGACCUUCGAAUACGCGAACCACAUCAUCUAGCUACUGCUAAUGUUAUUUUUAUUCAAUUCGGUCAUCCUCUCUUCAGUUUAGCUGAUGAAAAAGAAGAAAUAGGUGUUUUAAAAGUGACUGCGUUGAAUAUCAUAACAGGGAAGGACAUGCAUAUCAUUUAUAUGAAUGAGAAUGCUGCUAAAAAUAGAAAUGGAUUCAUCUUGAAUGCUAGACUUCCUUGUGAAGCAGAUGAAUUUGAUAAAAAGGUUAUAGAAAGUUUUGGAUUCUCAACAGAACGAUGUAGAUUUUCGCUCACUAAUAACGAUAUAAUUCAGAUUGCCGAAUUUGGAGAUUAUGGAGGCUAUGAAACAAGCGAGAGAUUACUUGACUGGGUUGUUUCAAGGCAGCGGAAAUGGGGUACUCCAAUACCGGUAUUACUCAGUGCUGAUGAUCGCUGUGCUGCUAUUGUUGCUGAUGAUCAAUUGCCUGUUAUUGCUGCUCAUUAUAAAUACGACGAAAAAAUUCCAUGUCAGAGGUUACCCGAUGGAUUUGGAUAUUUGGAAAAGGAUACUCUGGAUACAUUUUUUGAUUCCAGUUGGUAUUACUUAAGAUUUCUUGAUCCCAAAAACGAUAUCGAAUUGAUCUCAGAAAAGAAAUCUAUAGAUAUGCCAGUUGAUGUUUAUGUGGGUGGUAUAGAACAUGCUGCGUUACAUUUAUUUUUUGCGCGAUUUGUAUCUUAUUUCUUACACGAUAUUGGCGUAUCAUCCGUACAGGAACCCUUUGAUAGUUUGUUACCGCAAGGAAUUGUAUGUAGUCGCACUUUUAAGAGAAGUGAUAGCGGAAAAUAUCUUAAGGAAGACGAUGUCGUGCAAACAGGAAAUGGUUUCAUCGCAAAAAAAGAUGGCUGUGCAGUAUUUACUCAGUUUGAGAAGAUGUCAAAGUCAAAACAUAACGGUGUUGAUCCAUUAAGUGUAUUAAAGUUGAAAGGGAUCGAUUUAACUCGUUUGCAAUUGUUGAAUGAAGCUGCGCCACGAGAACCUAUUAAUUGGGGUGAUACAGAACUAAAAGGUCUUUUCAAGUUUAUGGAACGAACUUCGGAUGUCAUUAGCUUCUAUGUAGAACAACAUGCAUUAUCAGGUUCAACUUUACCUGAACCAUUAGACAUUGCAAGAGAAGAAAAAUAUCGAACUAUCUAUAAUUUUUAUGUUCGUAAUAUUUCGAUGCUUAUAGAAGUUUUACAUUUGCAUAAUACUGCAAUAGAUCAUUUGCAGUCUUUCGUGAAGUUUUUGAAGAAAAGUUCGGCUGAAGCUUAUCGUUGCAGUGUACAACUUGAACGAUGUGUUCAUGCGCUAGUGAUAAUGAUGCAGUUAUUUACACCUCAUUUGGCUGCUGAAUAUUGGGCUGCAUUACGUUCCGUUCCUGCACUGAAUGUACAUAGAGUAUGGCUAGAUAAAGAAAUCAACGAGCAACCCUGGCCUCAGGUAGAUCCAGAUGCCAAAAUCGACUUCAUGAUCAAUGUUGGGAAGUUAAGUUGUGGUCGAGUGGAAGUUCCACGUCUCGAAAUUGAACACUUAUCCAACGAAGAAGUUUUGCAGUAUGCGAUUGAUGAUGUACAUAGUAUAUUUUUCCAGGAAUUAGCAUCAUUGGGUUUUAGGCCGGUAUCUUGCAAAAAGUUGUCUCGAACUGGGUUCUAUGUGCUUCUUGAAGUUAAAUUCAAUAAAGUACCUGCGGAGAAAACAUUGGUAGAUAUUUUGAAACAAACAAGGAUGCAACGAUUGAAAGUAAAGAGAGCAAGAAAAAAGGCAGAAAAGUAA
This is a messenger RNA of Brugia pahangi, 2637 nucleotides long. The record is from the annotation of a GenBank genome assembly. Lineage: Eukaryota; Metazoa; Nematoda; Chromadorea; Rhabditida; Onchocercidae.